AGGAUCGGGGGGGGGGUGAGGGACUGGGAGUGUUGUGUGAAAAGAGUGCAGGCCAACGAGCGAGACAAAAGAGGCUGCGGCUGCAUUGAAUGUGCUGGUGGUGUGUCCGUCUCCGAAGCCACAAGCAAACCACAUUUCUCUCCCCCCACCACCGCCACCACCACCCCUCCACCGCUCUCUCUCUCUCUCGCUCUCCCUGUGGCCCAUAUACGCUACAGGACGGCGAAGAAAAUAUAUCGGAGAGGGAAAACCCAAUUGCGAUAUCGUAAUUGCUGGAAGCGCGAAGUUGAGGACUUGGAAGAAAGCUCCCCUGGACCGGGUGUUUCUCUCUCCUCUCCCCCGUCCUUAGCUACUACACGUCGAGUGCGGUGCGGUGUGGGGUUGGAGAUAUAACCCAGAACAAAGGAGUCUUGGAAGCAAGGAAUGAGCGAGCCGAGACUAGCUUUGCCAUUACGUUUGAAACCGGGCCAAAUGCCUCUCUGAGACCGACAAUAGUAUAUCGGCUGCUCGUAUUUCUUGACGAAGCUUUCCGCCCCGAGAGGGAGAAAGAAGAAGGACAAAAAUCGCACACGGGAGACGCACAAGUCGGCGGCUACAAUGUUUCCUCAAAACCGACCACCGGCACCUCUGCAGCCACCCCCUGGGUCAUCGGCCUCAGUGGUGGCAGCCGCGGCAGCAGCAGCCGCGGCGGCAUCAGGGACUCCCCAGUCGCUGAAACUUACCUACCCAGAAACUUUGGACCGCAUUAAGGAGGAGUUUCAGUUCCUCCAGACCCAGUACCACAGCUUGAAACUGGAGUGUGAGAAACUGGCCACAGAAAAGACUGAGAUCCAGAGACACUACGUUAUGUAUUAUGAGAUGUCCUACGGCCUUAACAUUGAAAUGCACAAACAGACGGAGAUUGCCAAGCGGUUGAAUGUGAUCUGUGCUCAGCUCAUCCCAUUCCUGUCACAGGAGCACCAACAACAGGUGGUCCAGGCCAUGGAACGCGCCAAACAGGUGACCAUGGGGGAGCUAAAUGCUUCGAUAGGGGUACGUGGGCUCCCCCCUCUGCCUCAUAGCCAGCAGCUCCAGGCACAGCACCUCUCCCAGCACGCCCAGGGUUUGCCAGUGGGCCCACACCCAUCAGGACUGCCCCACCCUGGCCUGGCGCUUGGCGGAGGAUCCAGCCUGCUCGCCCUAUCCGGGGCUCUGGGGGCCCAGCUGGCCGCCAAGGAUGAGAGAGCCCACCUUGAGGCAGCAGCGGCCGCUGCUGCUGCGGAGCACCACAGAGACCGUGAAGCAGGACCAAGCUCUCUCUCCAAUGGGGAUAAGGGUCGCGCCGCAGACUACCUCAGCAACGGGAAGAAGAGGAAAGCUGAUGAGAAGGAGUUCAUGACAGACUAUGGCAGCGAUGCGGAUAAGAGUGAUGAUAAUUUGGUGGUGGAUGAGGACCCGUCGUCCCCCCGCAGCGUGCAGUCCUACUCGUCCAGGGAGAACGGCUUGGACAAGAUGCCUCCGUCUCGUAAAGAAGGCCCACCACAGGCCAGUCCCACCUCCCUGGCCUCCUCCAGCAGCGCCACCUCCCCCUCCCGCGGCAAAGAGCCCCCACAGAGGGAGAAGUCCAGCACUCCAGGUAUGAAGCCGGGGACCCCUAUGUCUCAGGAGUCCAACACCCCGGGUCCAAGCGGACCCCCGCAGUUCAGACCUGUCCCGGGCAAGCCUGGCGUCGACCCCCUCGCUCUUGGUCUCAGAAACCCUCUGGCGGUGCAGGGAGCAUAUCCUCCAGGGGCCUUUGGACUUCCUCCUCCAGGGGUGAACGGGGACCUGCCCGGGGCGGCGGGCUACGGUGCAGGCCUCCACUUGGUCUCCCCCCAGAUGAAUGGAGCUGCAGCGGCGGCGGCAGCAGCUGCCGCAGGCUACGGGCGGUCCCCUGUGGUGGGCUAUGAGUCCCCACACCCACAUAUGAGGGUCCCUGGGCUGUCUGCCAGCCUGCAGUCAGCCGCCUCCGGAAAACCCGCCUACUCGUUCCAUGUGAGCGCAGAUGGACAGAUGCAGCCGGUGCCCUUUCCCCCAGACGCCCUGCUGGGCCCGGGAAUCCCUCGCCACGCCCGUCAGAUCCACACCCUGAACCACGGAGAGGUGGUGUGCGCCGUCACCAUCAGCACCUCGACGCGCCACGUCUACACCGGAGGCAAGGGCUGCGUCAAGGUGUGGGACAUCAGCCAGCCGGGCAGCAAGAGCCCCAUGGCCCAGCUGGACUGUCUGAACAGGGAUAACUACAUCCGCUCCUGCAAGCUGCUCUCCGACGGGCGAACCCUGAUCGUAGGCGGAGAGGCCAGCACGCUGUCAAUCUGGGACUUGGCCACGCCCACUCCCCGCAUCAAGGCGGAGUUGACGUCGUCCGCCCCCGCCUGCUACGCCCUGGCCAUCUCCCCCGACAACAAGGUCUGCUUCUCCUGCUGCAGUGACGGCAACAUCGUCGUCUGGGACCUUCACAACCAGACGCUGGUCAGGCAGUUCCAGGGCCACACAGAUGGAGCGAGCUGCAUCGACAUCUCCAACGACGGCACCAAGCUGUGGACGGGUGGGCUGGACAACACAGUCCGCUGCUGGGACCUCCGGGAGGGACGGCAGCUCCAGCAGCAUGACUUCACCUCGCAGAUCUUCUCUCUGGGCUACUGUCCGACAGGCGAGUGGCUGGCUGUGGGAAUGGAGAGCAGUAACGUGGAAGUCCUGCACGUCUCCAAACCUGACAAGUACCAGCUGCACCUCCACGAGAGCUGUGUUCUCUCCCUCAAGUUCGCCUACUGCGGUAAAUGGUUCGUGAGCACGGGCAAAGAUAACCUCCUCAAUGCGUGGCGGACACCUUACGGAUCCAGCAUAUUCCAGUCUAAGGAGUCCUCGUCGGUCCUCAGCUGCGACAUCUCCCCCGACGACCAAUUUAUCGUCACUGGCUCCGGGGACAAGAAGGCCACAGUCUACGAAGUCAUCUACUGAACUCUGAUUGGCUGAAAAAGUAAAACUAAUAAUCAGGGGGUGGAGCCAAGGCUCUCUCCUGCACCAAUGACUGUACAGAGCGUCGGUGGCAUGGAAAACAAGAGACACUCAACUCGUACUUUGUUGUUUUGUUUACGUUUGUGAAAGAAAUGAGAAAGAGAAGCAAGGGGGGCACAAAGUCACAUCUCUGGAAAAAAAAACAAACUUUGAACUUUGUUUCUAAUGCUCUGAGAACGCUGGUUAGUCUAUAGCUGCGCAAAUGUGGGAUUCCUCCAAAGAACUUUUUUGUUUUGUUCCUUUUUUUCCCUUUUUUU
Molecule: messenger RNA, 3293 nt
Organism: Lates calcarifer (barramundi perch)
Lineage: Eukaryota; Metazoa; Chordata; Actinopteri; Centropomidae
Gene: tle2a
Product: TLE family member 2, transcriptional corepressor a
Exons: 20
Coding region: 598-2979 (793 amino acids)
Biological process (GO): negative regulation of canonical Wnt signaling pathway; regulation of DNA-templated transcription
Cellular component (GO): transcription regulator complex; nucleus
Molecular function (GO): transcription corepressor activity; protein binding
Source: RefSeq, a predicted model, not a curated record